Messenger RNA from Fusarium verticillioides 7600, 1607 nucleotides. RefSeq lists its product as hypothetical. The coding region runs from base 164 to 1498 and encodes 444 amino acids. The transcript has a single exon. The record is from RefSeq and is a predicted model, not a curated record. NCBI's taxonomy places the organism in Eukaryota, Fungi, Ascomycota, Sordariomycetes, Hypocreales, Nectriaceae.
CAAAAACGCAUUUCGAGACCCCGCAUCGUUGGCUGUGCUGAUGCUGAUAUGAGUGAGCUGACACAUUAGGCUUCAACUUCAAUCAUCUGAUGGGUUUUACAGUAUAAUAAAGAGACGAACGAAGAACUAAUGUGCCAAGAUAACUGUUCAUUCAAUAACCCUUAUGUCUACUAUGCAAUCGCAAGACUCUCCAGCCAGUUUCGGUGUUCUCGGCGCUGAGCCCCCAGUGCUCUCGACUGCAUCAUCACCGUAUUCCAUCAUCUUUGAAUGGGCAGCCCUACUACCAUUAGUUAUUUAUCUCUCCAGCAGUCGGCUACCACAUAGAUUAGUGGGCCAAACCGCAUUAACUGGUUAUGUCCCCGUCGCAUUAUUCCCUCGCCUGGGGGUAAUAGCAACUAUAGCCGAUUUCCUCCAACAAGGCCAAGAGUUCUUGGAUCGCGCAUCUUCUGGCAACGACCUUCGUAGAAAGGUCUGGGACGUCAACUGGGGGAGCAUAUUCCCUUGCGCCAACGGAGCAGUAGCCGCUAUGCUCAGUGCUCAUGCGCUUCGCAACAUCAAUGUUCAGAAGGUACCGGAAGACGUGGAACAGAUCGCUGGGCCUAAAGGAGGUUAUAAGCCUUUGAAGCCCAAUAGUCCGUUUCGUCGUUACCAGAAACUUCACAUCCUGCGCUUUUCUGAAACUACGAAAAAGCUCAGCCAUGCCCGAUACCUUCGGUCUGGUCUCCCCACUAUCCUUGAAAUACUUCUCCUCUUGGGGCUUUCCGGGGCCAGCGUUGUCUGCUUUCUAUGUGGGCUCUAUGGAACUGGUGUCGCAAUGAUCCUUGCCGUUCUAUUACGCAUAAGCAGACACCUUAUGGUUAUCGAGCGACCAGAUGGAUAUUUCAAAAAUAAUGAGGUUGGUCUCCCGGGCUGUAUGUUGGUGGCUCUGAAUGAGAAUGCCUCGACAUGGUAUCUAUACAUCGGUUCUCGUGGAAUUAUAGAUACCAUGCUCAACAAGACCAUGGUCCAGUCGGUUCACUCUCCACUGGGCAUCUGGCAUGCUUACGCCCUGCGAGCUCUGGAAGCCUUACAAAUCCUUGUGAUGACCUACGUCGCAGCUCAGAAAGGUUGGGAUGGGGUCGCACUUCUAUCACUGGUUGUUGUUUCUUCUAUGCUUGACUACAUAGCCUAUAGCGAUGAUCGUUUGGCCUCGAAAUGGCUUAAGCGAGAAGGCGUAAAGGUUGAUGCGACUACUCUACAGUUUAGUGGUCGAACGCCUAUGAUUGGAACGAUCCAGACUUUGGGCAACCAACGAUCGACGACGUGGAUGGAUGGAAUCAUUGCUCCCUCAACUCGCCGUGACGCAUGGCUUCGGAGGCUUUCAUCUGAUGGAAAAGAGGAUGCUUUUGAGAAGGACGCCAGUUUUGAGGAUGAGGAUUGGAUCUAUUUGAACGAGAGACUGACUCUCGCGGCACGAGAUAUGAUUCCACCCGAUAUCAAAGCUGAGCCGAGCCCAUAAGAUCAACCUAAGAUCGUCUUAUUACAUCUCUGCUUAUAUGCGACCACUUUACAAAGCCCUGCUAUUAAUAGAUUUCUCCCCAACUACGAUACCCUUUGUCUUUUUGCAG